Peromyscus leucopus (white-footed mouse) is the source of this 3251-nucleotide messenger RNA. RefSeq names its product synaptonemal complex protein 1 (gene Sycp1). Bases 141 to 3131 code for a protein of 996 amino acids. The transcript is spliced from 33 exons. Gene Ontology annotation, biological process: lateral element assembly; chiasma assembly; meiotic DNA repair synthesis. The record is from RefSeq and is a predicted model, not a curated record. Gene Ontology annotation, cellular component: synaptonemal complex; male germ cell nucleus; transverse filament. Gene Ontology annotation, molecular function: double-stranded DNA binding. Lineage: Eukaryota; Metazoa; Chordata; Mammalia; Rodentia; Cricetidae.
CGGCGCCCGGUGCCGGCCUUCCCCGUCCAGGGGGUUCUGAGGCAGGAGCUCGCGGUUCCAUUCCCUGUUUUCAUAGAGAAGCGCCCCCUCGCGAGGCGCGGGGCCCGCGGACGGCCGGGGAGACCCACGCGGGAUCCGCCAUGGAGAAGCAGAAGCCCUUCACGCUCUUCGUCCCCCCGAGACUGAGCAGCAGCCAGGUGUCGGCCGUGAAGCCGCAGACGGCGGGAGGGGACUCCAGCUACUUCAAGACUAUCAACAAAUGUACAGAAGGUGAUUUUGGGGUUCCAUUUACAGUGUCCAGUCUCUCAAAAAGUCGGGAAAAUAUUGAUACAGAUCCUGCUUUACAAAAACUUAGUAUUUUGCCAGUGCUUGAACAGGUUGCUAAUUCUGGCAGUUGCCACUAUCAGGAAGGACUAAGUGACUCCGAUUUUGAGAAUUCAGAGCCAAUGAGCAGACUGUAUUCAAAACUGUAUAAGGAGGCUGAAAAGAUCAAAAAAUGGAAAGUGAACAUAGAAUCUGAACUGAAGCAGAAAGAAAAUAAGUUGCAAGAAAACAGAAAGAUAAUUGAAGCCCAGCGAAAAGCCAUUCAGGAACUGCAGUUUGAAAAUGAGAAAGUCAGCUUGAAAUUAGAAGAAGAAAUUCAAGAAAAUAAAGAUUUAAUAAAGGAGAAUAAUGCUACAAGACAUUUGUGUAAUCUGCUUAAGGAAACCUGCGCUAGAUCUGCAGAAAAGACAAAUAAAUAUGAGUAUGAACGGGAAGAAACCAGACAAGUUUAUGUGGAUCUAAAUAAUAACAUUGAGAAAAUGAUACUAGCUUUUGAGGACCUUCGUGUACAAGCUGAGAAUGCCAGACUGGAAAUGCAUUUUAAGUUAAAGGAAGAUAAUGAAAAAGUCCAGCACCUUGAAGAAGAAUAUAAGAAGGAAGUAAACGACAAGGAAAAUCAGGUAUCACUACUAUUGAUCCAAAGUACUGAGAAAGAAAAUAAAAUGAAAGAUUUAACAUUCUUGCUAGAGGAAUCCAAAGAUAAAGUUAAUCGAUUAGAGGAAAAAACAAAAUUACAAGAUGAAAACUUAAAAGAAUUAAAUGAAAAGAAGGAUCAUUUAACAUCAGAACUUGAAGAUAUGAAAAUAUCAUUGCAAAGAAGUAUGAACACUCAGAAAGCUUUAGAAGAAGAUUUGCAGAUAGCAACAAAAACGAUUUCUCAGCUCACUGAAGAAAAAGAAGCUCAAAUGGAAGAAUUUAACAGGGCUAAAACUGACCACUCAUUUGUGGUUACUGAACUUAAAUCUACUACAUGUACCUUGGAGGAAUUUUUGAGAACAGAACAGCAAAGAUUGGAAAAAAAUGAAGAUCAACUGAAACUACUUAUCAUGGAGCUCCAGAAGAAAUCAAGUGAACUAGAUGAGAUGACUAAAUUUAAAAACAACAAAGAAGUGGAACUUGAAGAAUUGAAAAAAAUAUUGGCAGAAGACCAAAAACUUUUAGAUGAAAAGAAACACGUUGAGAAGCUUGUUGAAGAAUUACAAGGGAAAGAACAAGAACUAACUCUCCUUUUGCAAACCAGAGAGAAAGAGGUCCGUGACUUGGAAGUACAGUUAACUGUUACUAAAACAAGUGAUCAGCAUUAUUCAAAACAGGUUGAAGAACUGAAAACUGAGCUUGAAGAAGAGAAACUUAAGAAUGCUGAAUUAACUGCAAGCUGUGGCAAGCUUUCCCUUGAUAACAAAAAAUUAGCACAAGAAGCAAGUGAUAUGGCCCUAGAACUCAAGAAACAUCAAGAAGAUAUCGCUAAUAGCAAAAAGGAAGAAGAAAGGAUGUUGAAGCAAAUAGAAAAUUUGGAAGAAAAAAAAAUGCAUUUAAGGGAUGAAUUGGAAUCAGCAAGAAAAGAGUUUAUACAGCAAGGAGAGGAAGUUAAAUGUAAAUUGGACAAGAGUGAAGAGAAUGCUCGAAGCAUUGAAUGUGAAGUUUUAAAGAAAGAAAAGCAAAUGAAGAUACUAGAAAAUAAGUGUAAUAAUUUAAGGAAACAAGCUGAAAAUAAAAGCAAGUGUAUUGAAGAGCUUCAGCAGGAGAAUAAGGCCUUGAAAAAAAAAAGUUCAGCAGAAAACAAACAACUGAAUGCAUAUGAAAUAAAGGUCAACAAAUUAGAGUUGGAACUAGAAAGUGCCAAACAAAAAUUUCAAGAAAUGACUGACAACUAUCAGAAAGAAAUUGAGGUCAAAAAGAUAGCUGAAGAAAAGCUUUCGGGAGAGGUUGAGAAAGCCAAAGCAACAGUUGAUGAAGCGGUGAAGUUACAGAAAGAAAUUGAUUUACGAUGCCAACAUAAAAUAGCUGAAAUGGUAGCACUUAUGGAAAAACACAAGCACCAGUAUGAUAAGAUUGUUGAAGAAAGAGACUCAGAAUUAGGACUUUAUAAAAGCAGAGAACAAGAACAGUCAUCAGUGAAGGCUGCCUUGGAGACUGAACUAUCUAAUAUCAGAAAUGAACUUGUGUCCCUUAAGAAGCAACUUGAAAUAGAAAGAGAAGAAAAAGAAAAACUAAAACUGGCAAAAGAAAACACAGCUAUUCUCAAAGAUAAGAAAGUACAGGCAUCUUUACUGGAAUCACCUGAAGCCACUUGUCGGAAAUUUCAUUCUAAAACAACUCCUUCACAAAGUAUAUCUCGGAUUUCCUCAUCAAUGGAUAGCGGCAAAUCCAAAGAUAAUAGAGAUUGUCUGCAGACAUCUGCCAAAAACAAAAACAUUUUAUCUACAACAGUUGUAAAGGAAUAUACAGUGAAGACACCAACUAAAAUGAAAAUACAUCAAAGAGAAAACAAAUACUUACCCACUGGAGGAAGUAAUAAAAAGAAAAAAACAGUCCUUGAAUUUGAUGUUAAUUCAGAUAGUUCGGAAGCUACUGAUCUCUUGAGCAUGGUUUCAGAGGAAGAGACGUCAAACAGAUUUUACAGUAAUAAUUCACCAAAUUCUCAUCUGUUGGUCAAAACACCAAAACAGACUCCUUUAUCUCUAUCAACUCCUGCAUCUUCUGUGAAGUUUGGAAGUGCGAGAAAAAUGAGAGAGGACCGUUGGUCGACAAUUGCUAAAAUUGACAGGAAAAGAAGACUAAAGGAAGCAGAAAAGUUAUUUGCUUAAUUUCAGGAAAUCAAUGUUGAUUAUAGAGACUAAUAAUAUUAAAUGUUAACUUUUUUAUUAUUUCCCAGAGAACCAAACUUUACCCAGGAAUUUAGACUUUAAAAUUACUUACAUAAAUAA